AAUAAUAAUAAUAAUAAGAAUCGGAACAAAAAAAACAACCAUCACAACAACUUGGCUUGCAUUCCUGGGAGCAGAGCGAAAAUGGCCACAACCUUUGCGACCGUCGUAGGAUUGGGUGGUGCAUCGCUUUCAUCUACCUCAUCACGCCUCACCUCAGGGUUUGUGAAAUCGCCAAUGAUUGCUAGGAAUCCUUUGAGGCAAGCUAUGGCACUGGGAGAUGGUGGGAGGGUUACGUGCUUCCAGAGGGAUUGGCUGAGGACAGAUUUCAAUGUGAUUGGGUUUGGGUUGAUUGGUUGGUUAGCACCUUCUAGCGUACCGGCUAUCAACGGUAAAAGUCUCACCAGCCUCUUCUUUGAUAGUAUUGGAGCCGAACUUGCUCACUUCCCCACUCCUCCUGCUCUUUCUUCACAGUUUUGGUUAUGGAUGAUUACGUGGCACCUGGGGCUGUUCAUAUGCCUCACUUUUGGGCAAAUUGGCUUCAAGGGAAGGACCGAGGACUACUUUUGAAUUCCUAACUUAUGGUCUUUUCUUGCUUUUUCCUUUGUUAUUAUUAUUUUUCUGUCAUGCAAUGUACGAUGUAUAACUCUUGCCACCUUUUCCUUCUGACUAGGAAAAAUCUGUGUAAUAUCGCUCCGUAAUGUUGUAUAUUAUUAUUAUUGUACUUGUCCCUCAUCAA
Messenger RNA from Gastrolobium bilobum, 676 nucleotides. RefSeq names its product photosystem I subunit O. The record is from RefSeq and is a predicted model, not a curated record. Lineage: Eukaryota; Viridiplantae; Streptophyta; Magnoliopsida; Fabales; Fabaceae. The coding region runs from base 82 to 507 and encodes 141 amino acids. The transcript is spliced from 4 exons.